This is a messenger RNA of Lacerta agilis (Sand lizard), 2188 nucleotides long. It is a transcript of the gene SLC44A3, whose product is annotated as solute carrier family 44 member 3. Gene Ontology annotation, biological process: transmembrane transport. NCBI's taxonomy places the organism in Eukaryota, Metazoa, Chordata, Lepidosauria, Squamata, Lacertidae. The transcript is spliced from 16 exons. Gene Ontology annotation, cellular component: membrane. The record is from RefSeq and is a predicted model, not a curated record. Bases 188 to 2158 code for a protein of 656 amino acids. Gene Ontology annotation, molecular function: transmembrane transporter activity.
GACGACGGGGAAAGGUAAGAAGGUGGGUGGCUGACUCGUCGCUAAGAGCGAGCAAUCCGCGCCCAGCUUCGUCGCGGCCCUGCCUUCCCGAGCCUGGCUUCCCGGGGCUGGCAGAGCAGGACGGAGGAGCCGCCCAGCGCGGCUGCUGCCCUAGAGGGGGAAAGGCGAAGGCGGGAAGGAGAGCAGCAUGGCGUGCUACAGCGGGGAAUACGUGGUUUCUGAAGAUGGGUUGCCUGAACCAAGAAAGUGGAGACCGUUGAUAUAUAGGAAAUGCACAGACCCCCUUUGGUUGAUGAUAUUCUUUUUCUUUUGGUCAGGUUUGAUGUUUAUAACUGGCUACGCUAUAACAGCUGGAGCUGCAGAAAGACUUGUGUUUGGAUAUGACAGCUAUGGAAACAUAUGUGGUCGGAAGAACACUCCUGUGGUCGGUGCACCAUUGUCGGGACAAGAUAUGACAGAUAAAAAAUUUGUUUUCUUUUUGAAUUCAUGUGAUUUGGAAAUAAAAAAUCUCAAAAUUAAUUCAACUGCAUUGUGUGUAUCAAGUUGUCCGCAAGAGCAGCUUUCUUCCUUGGAAGAAAUUCAGUUUUUUGCAAAGAAUAAUGGUUCUUGCCUUUGUGUUUACAAUUUGAAUGUUACCAGUUGUACAUAUAGUCUCAAAACUGCUGAGCUUUGUCCUGCCUUACCAGUUCCGCCAAGUGUGUCUUUCCCGUUGUUUAAUCGAUGUGUUCCACGAAAUGCUAAGUGCUAUUCCCAGUUUGCUUCUGUACUGAUAAAUGUGGUUAAUGAAGUGGAUAUUUUUCAUCGGAUUCUGGGUGGGAUUAUGGCAGGAAGAGAUACAGUCAUAGGAUUGUGCUUCCUUGCACUAGCAUUCUCUGUAAUAAUCAUGUUAGCCUUCAGAUUCAUCAGCGUGCUUGUGAUCCAUAUUUUUCUUACACUACUUAUAUUUGGAUUAUUAUUUGUUUCAGGAAUCAUGUGGUGGCUAUAUUAUAAUUACACCAAUGAGCCCAGCAUAGAAUUGGAAACAGAAAAGGAAAACAUGAAAUUAUUGUUUGGAUUUGCUGUUUUUUCUGCAAUCAUUACGGUUAUUCUCAUUCUCCUGAUACUGAUAUUAAGGAGGAAAAUUCACCAAACUAUACAGCUCUUUCAUGUUGCCAAUAAAAUUAUUGGCAACGUCCCUUCUUUGUUCUGCCAGCCUCUUUGGACUUUUACAAUACUUCUUUUCUUCUGGGUGUACUGGGUGGCUGCGUUACUUAGCUUAGGAACUGCAGGCAAUGCCCAAGUUGUUUCAAGAGGUCAAGUGGAAUACAAUAUUCGGUUUGGCAUUCGAUACAUGUGGUGGUACCACUUAGUUGGGCUUAUCUGGACAAGUGAAUUCAUUCUAGCAUGUCAGCAGAUGACUGUGGCUGGGGCAGUGGUUUCUUACUUCUUCAACCGAAAUAAAAGUAAACCACCAAGUCAUCCUGUCCUGUCUUCCAUAUCAAUUCUUUUUUGUUAUCAUCUGGGAACAGUUGUGAAAGGGUCCUUUUUAAUCACAAUAGUGAGAGUCCCAAGGAUAAUUCUAUUGUCAAUUUAUAGCAUCCUGGAAAAAAAGAAGAAUACAUGUGCAAGAUGCAUAUUCAAAUGCUGCUGUUGCUGUUUCUGGUGCCUAGAAAGAGGCCUAAAAUGCUUAAACCAGAAUGCAUACACAGCAACAGCCAUAAAUGGGACAUACUUUUGGACCUCAGCAGAAGAUGCUGCUGUUAUUUUAUCAAAGAGUUCAGCUAACACCACAGCAAUCAGCUGCUUCAGCGACUUUGUUAUAUUUCUAGGAAAGGUGUUUGUGAUAUGUUUCACAGUUUUUGGAGGUUUGAUGGCAUUUAACUACAACCGUGAAUUACACGUUUGGGUAGUUCCACUGCUGCUGAUUGCUUUUUUGGCUUAUCUCAUUGCCCACAACUUCUUAUCAGUAUUUCAGACAAUAGUGGAAGCCCUAUUGCUUUGCUUUGCUGUUGACAGAGAAACAAAUGAUGGAUCUGCAGAGAAGCCUUACUUCAUGGACCAAGAAUUAAUGAACUUUUUGGAUCACAGCAGCAAGUUUGCAGAGAACACACACAGAAAUAAAAAUAUCCUUCAUAACAAGGAAUAUGGCACAGAACUUCAGCCUAUGGCCAGAACUUGAGAUGGCUCUAAAAGUACACAGCAAAAACAG